Molecule: messenger RNA, 2028 nt
Organism: Aspergillus alliaceus
Lineage: Eukaryota; Fungi; Ascomycota; Eurotiomycetes; Eurotiales; Aspergillaceae
Product: transcription factor domain-containing protein
Exons: 8
Coding region: 1-1983 (660 amino acids)
Biological process (GO): DNA-templated transcription; regulation of DNA-templated transcription
Molecular function (GO): zinc ion binding; DNA-binding transcription factor activity, RNA polymerase II-specific; DNA binding
Source: RefSeq, a predicted model, not a curated record
AUGGCGGACAGGGUUCAUUCACCUGCAAGGAACUCCUUUCGCGCUCGCGCGUGUGACAAUUGCCGAGCCCGCAAGAUUAAGUGUGACAAGACUAUUCCAUGCUCCAGCUGUGGUGCCUUAGGGAUACUUUGUAGAGUGGCCGGGAUUUCUGCGAGUGUCCCAGAGCCCCGGCGGAAUGUGUCGGGCCAAUAUGAAGAGAAAUUUGAUGCCAUCCAAGAACAGCUCGCUGUUAUCAAUCAAGCACUGGCGCAAAUUACGCAGCCUUCAACUACACCUCCCACCGCUGGCUCGGUUCCUGUUCCUGUGUCAUCUUCUCACGCCACCCUGCCAUUCGAAGGGCAGUCGUCCUUCCACCAUGAGACGCUUCUUGCUAAAGAUGCGGCAUUGUCGGCUAUUUCUACCUCCCAGAACAGUGGCUUGAACGAUCAUGUGUCUGCGGUUCUGUCGUCUUUAAAGAAUAGCCUCGCAAAGGAACACCCGUCUCCCGAUACCCAGCCGACAGAGAAGAGCGUGCCGUUAUCAUCACAGGGAACAGAAUCAUUCCUGCCGGUUGACCUCGUAGUGGCAGUGGUCAGGGCCUUAAAAGCCAAACCUCCGUUCUUCCUCGUCAGCCAUUCCUGGAGGGACUUUCUUCAAGUUGAAUCCCUCUGCCAAUCCAUAUAUUUCCCCCUAAAUCCAAUCCCUGCCGGGUCGAUGACGCUAUUAUAUGGACUGCUGUAUUAUAUCAUCCGAGAUUAUCUUCAUGAGGGACAUCCCGACCUCGUGCAGUUUGAUCUACCAUCUAGCGCAAAACUCUGCGAGAGCCGCUUUUAUUUGGGAUUGAACAGUCAUGAGCUGAUGGCGGAUCCGACCCUUGAAAAAGUCCAAGCACUCUUGAUCGGAAUAUUCAAAGCGCAGGAAGAAUUUGAUAUUCAACGCUGCUGGACAUACCUGUCCCUUGCGUUCAACAUGUGCCAAACUAUAGGCUUGCAUAGAAAUUCUACCACCAAGGAUGAUCCAUUCACACUCGCAGAAACGAAGCGCCACGUUUUCUGGUUACUUUACACGAUUGACAAGAAUAUAUCCCUGAACCUGGGUUUCACGUCACACUUCCAGGAUCAUGAUAUUGAUGCCGACUUCUUUACCCCUUCGGAACAUCAACAGUAUCGCCCAUGGGACCUAAUGACUCUCGUUACGGCCGAGUUCGCGACGAUCCAAGGACGGGUCUAUGAUGAAUUAUACUCUAUUUCGGCUUCCAGGGCUAGCGAUGAAAAGAGGCUAAGUUCCAUUGAAAAGCUUUCUAUGGACUUAAUUGCAGUUCGAGACAAACUUCUCGCGAUCGAUGUUAGCACAGGUCUCUACGCGGAAUCUUUACAUGGCAUGGCCGCCUGUGCGGACUUCAUCACCUAUUCCGUGCUGACAGUUAUCUACCGAGCCGAAACACGUCCCCGCAAUGCCAUGGCAAUCUCAUCCCGAUGUUAUGAGGCAGCCACGCUAGCGCUGCAUAGUCAUUUGAAAUGUUUCACCUAUUUCCGCGGGCGUCAGACCCAUAAGCAAAUCGAAUAUGUUCACUGGAUUCUACUAUAUCCAUCCUUUGCACCUUUUGUGAUUGUUUUCACCCACGCGAUUACCACUGCCAACAAUGCCGAUCUGACUUUACUCCAAGAGACCGUCAAGUCUUUGGACCUCAUUAAGGGACUCUCCCGUGGGUCCACACAUUUGUAUACCAUUUGCGAAGCUUUUGCCAGAGCGGCACAGGUUCUUGUGGAAUCUCAACAGACUCUGAUGGGGCUGGAGCAACAUCAAGAUGGCUCGCUUGUCAUCCCAACUACGACGGACGGCCCAGCCAAUAUCUCUCUCCCAAACGUGCCAUGGCCAGAAGAUACGUUUGACUCCGCAAUGAGUCAAGAAGAUAUUUCUAUGUUUCUAAACGACUUCAUCGGAGCAAACCGAUCGGUCAUGAAUAUCCUAAACAUGAACUACAUGAACGACACUUUUAAUUGACAUGAAUACAACUAUCAUACACGAAGCCCAUAGAACGACACCAAA